AUGGCGGCCCCAAAGAUGACCAAGAACCAGAUGCGCAGGGCCAAGAAGAAGGAGCAGAAGAAGGCUCAAGCAGAGGCUACCCCUACAAAGACCGAAGAAACCGCUGAGGCUACCAGCCGUGAAGAGCACGAUGCCGCCGAGCCUGCGACGACAAAUCUCGAAGUGAAGAAGGGGUCGACAACGGAAGAUGCCGCUACCACAGAUGGUCAUGCCACUGAAGUUGACAUGGAUGAGGAGGAUCCUGCAUAUGCCAUGUACAAGGACAUCUUUAGCAAAUUUGGCGCGUCGAUGGAAGAGGACGAAAUCGCCAAGGAGGCCAACGCUGGCAAUCAAGGGACAGUGUUUUACGCGGAUGACGACGAGAUUCCAGACGAAGACGAGGAGAACAACGGACAGCCCAAGUUAUCCAAAAAGAAGAAGAAGCAGCUCAACACCAUCUCUAUCGCAGAGCUCAAGGCGUUAGUCAAGGUCCCUGAGGUGGUAGAAUGGCAGGACGUAUCCUCGUCGGAUCCUCGACUACUUGUUCAGAUCAAAGCUCAACGAAACGUCGUUCCAGUACCAACCCAUUGGUCUUUAAAGCGAGAGUAUCUGUCUUCAAAACGAGGUAUCGAGAAGCCACCUUUCCGGCUACCCCAGUUCAUCGCAGAAACCGGCAUUACCGAAAUGCGCGAUGCCGUCCUCGAUAAACAGGCAGAACAGUCAUUGAAGCAGAAACAGAGGGAACGUGUUGCUCCAAAGAUGGGCAAGCUCGAUAUCGAUUACCAGAAACUUUACGAUGCUUUCUUCCGUUUCCAGACCAAGCCCGAAUUGACGCGAUUCGGUGAGGUUUACUAUGAAGGCAAAGAGUCUGAGGUUGAUUACCAACAUUUCCGACCGGGUGACCUCACCGAGGGUACUAAGGAAGCCCUGGGAAUGCCUCCUGGUGCGCCACCACCAUGGCUCAUCAACCAACAACGAUUCGGGCCUCCUCCAUCCUAUCCUACUCUGAAGAUUCCUGGACUUAAUGCGCCACCACCGGCUGGAGGCUCAUGGGGCUUCCAUCCCGGUGGUUGGGGUAAACCCCCAGUUGAUGAGUUCAACAGGCCUUUGUUUGGUGGUGAUGUCUUCGGUCUUGCGGCACAGGGCGGACAAGGAGGCGCACAAAUGCACGCGGGAGCCGGUGAGCCUGUAGAGAAGAACUUGUGGGGUGAGCUGCAGCCACGAGAAGAGGAAUCAGAGGAGGAGGAGGAGGAAGAGUCAGAUGAAGAGGAAGAGGAAGAAGACGAUGAUAUUCCUGGCGGAACAGAGACACCCAGUGGCCUCGAGACUCCCGGUGGUUAUGCCAGCACGGUGCAGGCGGACUAUGGGCAAGGUGUCGAGACGUCUAUUGCUGGUGAGAUGGACUUACGAAAGGAGCGCCGUGGCUACGACACAGAAGAGUCUGGUGCUCCUCGAUCCGCCUACACGAUCCUGCCAGAGCGCCAAGUUCGCGCCGAAGGAUUCUUCGGUAGUGACAGGGUAUAUGACCUCAAGCAAGCACAAGCAGCUCAGCGAGCAGGUGUGCCUGUUCUCGGCGCCGAUGACGAUUCACGCAAGCGCAAGAAGCCUGGCGAUAUCGACGUUGCUCUUGAUGUCGACUCGUUGCACAACCACGAUGGUAUCAGCAAAGACGACCUGCGGCGCAAGUUCGAGGAGGGUAGGAAGGAAGAGGGCAUUGGAGCCAAGUGGGCGUAUGACGAUGACUUGAGUGAGAUGAUCGCUCAGGAGAGCAGGAAGAGACAGAAGACUGAGGCAGAGCUCAAGGAGAAGCGGAGGGAAGGCAAGGGAAGAUACUAA
Messenger RNA from Fusarium proliferatum ET1, 1815 nucleotides. Its product is annotated as related to spliceosome associated protein 145. Gene Ontology annotation, biological process: mRNA splicing, via spliceosome. The transcript has 2 exons. The record is from RefSeq and is a predicted model, not a curated record. Bases 1 to 1815 code for a protein of 604 amino acids. Gene Ontology annotation, cellular component: U2-type spliceosomal complex; nucleus; precatalytic spliceosome. NCBI's taxonomy places the organism in Eukaryota, Fungi, Ascomycota, Sordariomycetes, Hypocreales, Nectriaceae.